AUGGGGAACCAGGCUGGAAAGAAAAGUAGCAAUACAGGAAGUCCUGUAAAGUCAAAAGCCAGUAAAACUAAUUCCCCCAAAAAGAUAGGUACCGUCCAGUCCAGCGAUAGGACAGCAGCAUCCUCGACAUCAGCAGUGGCCUCCAAAACAUCUCUUAAGAAACAGGUUAUUCAAAAAGAUCAAACACAACCAACAAAAGGAACAGACACAACAUCUUCCACUGGACAGAAAAAACUUUCUCUAUUUGGUAAAGAGAGUGUCAAGAAAUCAAAUUUGAUUGUGGCAGCCAUUGAUUUCGGAACUACAUAUUCUGGAUAUGCAUAUUGUACAAGAGAGUGGUACAAGAACCCUGGAGGACCCAAAAUUCACUUAAAUACCUGGGCAGCAAAAACUUCAAUGACAUCUAAAGCACCUACGUGUGUCCUACUGGACGCGGACAAAAAGUUCAAAAGUUUUGGUUAUGAAGCCAACUGUGAAUUCCAAGAUGAUGAAAAUGUUGCAGAUGAAUGCUAUUUCUUUAAGCACUUCAAAAUGAAGCUACAUGAAAUGAAGGAUGAACUUACGAGAGACACGAUGCUCGAGUCCGAGAACGGGAAGAAAUUGCCAGCAAUCAUUGUAUUUUCAACUGUCAUAGAGUUCUUCAAGGAUAAAUUACUAAAAGAUCUGGAUUUCAAGGAUACUCAGAGUAUGUUCUGUCCAUCUGAUAUUCAUUGGGUACUCACCGUUCCGGCGAUCUGGAAUCUUAAAGCCAAGCAGUUUAUGAGGGAGGCAGCACACAAGGCUGGGAUAGAGGACAGUCAGUUAACUUUGGCACUGGAGCCAGAGGCAGCAUCAUUGUAUUGUAGGAGGGUGCCCAGCAGUGUUGUUAGAGCACCUGGUGAUGGCCCUUCUAUAGCCAAAUUCCAAGCAGGCACCAAAUAUCUUAUAAUGGACCUUGGAGGGGGAACAAUUGAUAUAACAGCCCAUGAAGUACUGGAGGAUGGCUAUUUGAAGGAGAUCAAUGAACCCACAGGGGGCUAUUGGGGAGGCCAAAGGGUCAAUGAGGAGUUCACACGCUUUCUGCAACGCUUGUGUGGUCAAGAUGUCCUAAGUGAUCUGCAGGAUUCUUUUCCAGGUGAUUGGCAAGCUAUUGUUGAUGAGUUUGAAAGGAAGAAAUGUUCAUAUGAUCCUAAUGGAGUGACAGAAAAAAUCACCUUUCGCAUUCCAUUAACUCUUGUAGAAGAAUAUGAAAAUAUGACCGGAUGUAAUUUACAGGAAGCAGUCAAUGAUACAGUAUUCAAGGACAAGGUGGAAUUUAAAGGUGAUAAAAUGAGAGUUGACAAAACCAUCUUUAAAGACUUUUUUGAGAAAUCUACGACAAAUGUUGUUCGUGAAGUGGAGAAGUUGUUGGUUGAGAACCCCAAGUUACAUGAUUUGAGGACCAUUCUUGUUGUAGGGGGCUAUGCCGAGGCUUUGUUGAUGCAGAAAGCCAUCAAAGAUAAAUUUGAACACAAGUACAAAAUUUUGAUUCCUGCAGACCCUCAACUAGCCAUUCUGAAAGGUGCUGUGAUGUAUGGGUUUGAACGGGAUGCAAUCAGGUCACGUGUGUGUAAGUACACAUAUGGUAUAGGUCACCAAAGGAAGUUCAUACAAAAAGCUGAUGACCCGAAUAAAAUGAGAAAGCAUGGUAGCCACAUUUACGUGGAUGACGCAUUUGACAAACAUGUCACCAAAGGUGAUUUGGUACAAUAUGGGGUAUUCCAAGAGGGAAAAGACUACCACCCAGUAAACGAUGAUCAGACACAGGCAUGGUUUGACUUUUAUGCUUCAGAUGACAGGGAUCCCAAAUUUGUGUACGAGCAAUCUUGUAUCUGCCUUGGGUUUGUGGGAGUGGAAUUAUCACGUAGAGGACGUGGAUUGGAUGCCACUGUAACUCUGGAGAUCAACAUAAGUGGCACGGACAUAGAGGUUCGGGCUACUGAAAAAAGGACAGGAAAUAUCACAAAGGCGUUCUGCAACUUCCUUGGCUAAUAGUGAACUCUUAAAAAAAACAAAUGACUAACAAAAUUUGUUGUUUUCAUAGAGAGUUUGUUCUUUGUUGGUGUCAUUUUUUCUUCUCUGUCACAAGUUGCAACAAAUAUUGACAGCUGCAUAUGUAUUUUUACUAUAGUCUUAAAUUGGACAAAUUUGA
Ylistrum balloti is the source of this 2170-nucleotide messenger RNA. Its product is annotated as heat shock 70 kDa protein 12A-like. The coding region runs from base 1 to 2010 and encodes 669 amino acids. NCBI's taxonomy places the organism in Eukaryota, Metazoa, Mollusca, Bivalvia, Pectinida, Pectinidae. The record is from RefSeq and is a predicted model, not a curated record. The transcript is spliced from 8 exons.